Molecule: messenger RNA, 5295 nt
Organism: Scleropages formosus (Asian bonytongue)
Lineage: Eukaryota; Metazoa; Chordata; Actinopteri; Osteoglossiformes; Osteoglossidae
Gene: znf423
Product: zinc finger protein 423
Exons: 8
Coding region: 674-4780 (1368 amino acids)
Source: RefSeq, a predicted model, not a curated record
UAUAUAUAUAUAUAUAUAUAUAUAUAUUGAUAUAGUUAGGAUAACUGCAUCAAGAAGAAACCCGGAGCAACAACAGUGAGACACGCUGCAGGAAAAGGGGAGAAAAGAGCGAAGCUGACUGAAAUAUAAUUAUUAUAUGAGUGUUUGUGAAGGUGGCGAUAUUGGAGAGGUGCGGGAUCCGAUUCCCCCGGACGAUCAGGUGUUACCGCAGCGCCGUGAUCGUGGCACCAGAAGCGCACCUCGGACCCCGGACUGGUGGUGGUGGUGAAGCCGAUCUGCCGCAACACAUUUGGCUUUUUCUUUUUUUUUUUUUUUUUUAACCGGCAGGAACAAAAGAACCCGCAUCAUUUCUGAACUCGAAAUCGCCAAGUUCUGCGCUGAAUUCUACAGGUUGAGCUCCACCAUCUGAAGAAGUUGCGCUUCUGCGGGGUGUUGCUGGCGGUGGAGGUAGAGAAUCCAGGAAUAAAACCAUCAUCAUCACCCUUUUGUUGCGUCUGUCUUCCCCCAUUUUUCACUCGCAGAGCCGCCGCACUCCGCGAGCUCGCGCGCACAGAAGUUGCCGCAUUGCAACAGGCAAAAAGAAGUGGAAAAGGGCACCGAAACCGCCCCUCUGUAUGAUUUUACACUGGUGAGAAGAUCAGGAACGAGGGGACAGGGACACACCGGGGGGGACAUGUCCAGGAGGAAGCAGGCCAAGCCGCGCUCCGUCAAAGCAGUGGAGGAGGGCCAGUCUUCAGAGUUUGCCGGAAACUGGGAGUCCUCUUCUGUCCACACAGAUGUUCCCGGGCCAGACGUGGACACGGAACGCAAGGAGCAUCGUUCGGGACUGGAGGAUGGAGACCACAGCGUGACCAGCCACGAUGACCGCAUGGCGGACGACGACCUGGACGACGAGCCCAUUUUCACCUGCGACAACUGCCAGCGUGACUUUGAGUGUCUGGCAGAGCUGACGGAGCACCGCACCAACCACUGCCCUGCUGAUGGCGACGACGACCCUGGGCUCUCCUGGGUGGCGUCCUCCCCCUCCAGCAAAGACGUGGCGUCGCCCUCGCAGAUGCUGGGGGAGGGCUGCUGCGACCUGGGCAUGGGCACGGGGGAAGAGGAAGGGGGCGCGGGCUUACCCUACCCCUGCCAGUUCUGCGACAAGUCCUUCAGCCGCCUCAGCUACCUGAAGCGGCACGAGCAGAUCCACAGUGACAAGCUGCCCUUCAAGUGCACCUUCUGCAGCCGCCUCUUUAAGCACAAGCGCAGCCGCGACCGGCACGUCAAGCUGCACACGGGCGACAAGAAGUACAGCUGCCAGGAAUGCGAGGCUGCCUUCUCCCGCAGCGACCACCUCAAGAUCCACCUGAAAACACACAGCUCCAGCAAGCCCUUUAAAUGUAGUGUUUGCAAGCGUGGAUUCUCCUCCACCUCCUCGCUGCAGAGCCAUAUGCAGGCCCAUCGGAAGAACAAGGAGCAUCUGGCAUCUCGUACGGACAAGAGCUCGGGAAAGAGUGGGGCCGGAAGUGGGGGCGAGCUAGACCAGGACCUAUACAUGUGCGACUACUGCGAGGAGACCUUCAGCCAGACAGACGAGCUGGAGAAGCAUGUGCUCACACGCCACCCCCAGCUCUCAGACCGAGCCGACCUGCAAUGCAUCCACUGUCCUGAGAUCUUCUGUGACGAGGGGACACUGCUCGCCCACAUCAGUCAGAUGCAUGCUAACAGGAAGCACAAGUGUCCUGUGUGUGCUGAACAGUUCCCCUCUGUGGAGGACGUCUAUUGCCACCUGGACAGCCACCGGCAACCUGACUCUAGCAACCACAGCGCCAGCCCUGACCCUGUGCUGGGCAGCGUAGCGUCUAUGAGCAGCGCCACCCCUGACUCUAGUGCCUCCCUGGAAAGAGGAUCCACCCCAGAUUCCACGCUGAAGCCGUCCCGCAGCGGCCGCAAGAUGGCCCCCUCUUCCUCUGACCGUGAAGAAGGGGGUUCAGGUUGGUCGUCAUCGGGGAAGGUGACUUACAGCUGCCCGUACUGUUCCAAACGGGACUUCAACAGCCUGGCGGUCCUGGAGAUCCACCUGAAGACCAUCCACGCUGACAAGCCUCAACAGAGCCACACAUGCCAGCUGUGCUUGGAGACUCUGCCAACGCUAUACAACCUCAACGAGCAUGUGCGCAAGGCUCACCGCACCAGCAGCAGCACCAGUGCUGCAUUUCCACUCCUGCAGUUCAGCAAUGUUUCUGCCUUCCACUGCAACUACUGCCCUGACAUGUUUGCUGACAUCAACACUCUGCAGGAGCACAUCCGUGUUUCGCACUGCCUGCCGGCAUCCGGCUCCACCACCUUGGAGGGAAACCACGCCUUCUUUUGUAACCAGUGCUCCAUGGGAUUCCUGACUGAGUCCUCCCUUACCGAACACAUCCAGCAGACGCAUUGCAACAGUGCCGUGGCGAAGCUGGAGUCUCCUGUACUGCAGCCUUCCCAGUCCUUCAUGGAGGUCUACUCCUGUCCUUACUGCACUAACUCGCCCAUCUUUGGUUCCCUUCUCAAGCUCACCAAGCACAUCAAGGAGAACCACAAGAACAUCCCUCUGGCCAACAACAAACGUCAGGCUAAGGUGGCAGACCACAGCCCUGCCUCUUCUGAUGUUGAGAUCUCUUCCCCAAAGCGCCAAAGGCUGGCAGCUGAUGCUACUCCGGUAAACUCUAACGGGGAAUACCCCUGCAACCAAUGCGACCUCCGAUUUUCCAGCUUUGAAGGGUUCCAGGCCCAUCUCAAGACCCAUCUCGAGUUGCUGCUGAGGAGGCAGUCCUGCCCCCAGUGCAACAAAGAAGACUUUGAAUCCCAGGAGGCCCUUCUGCAGCAUUUGACCAUCCACUACACAACCACAUCAACCCAGUACGUCUGUGAAAGCUGCGAUAAGCAGUUUUCGUCGGUCGACGACCUGCAGAAGCACCUGUUGGACAUGCACACUUUUGUACUCUACCAUUGCACACUCUGUCAAGAGGUGUUUGACUCAAAGGUUUCCAUCCAGGUCCACUUGGCUGUCAAGCACAGCAAUGAAAAGAAGAUGUACCGCUGCACGGCUUGCGCCUGGGAUUUUCGCAAGGAGGGUGACCUACAGCUGCACGUCAAACACAGCCACCUUGGUCACCCAGUGGGGUCUGCUGGUAGCAAGGCACGGAAGUGCAUCUUCUGUGGUGAGACUUUUGGUACGGAAGUGGAAUUGCAGUGCCACAUCACCACUCACAGCAAGAAGUACAACUGCCGCUUCUGCAGCAAGGCUUUCCACGCCAUUGUCCUGCUGGAGAGGCAUCUGCGGGAGAAACACUGUGUCUUCGAAGGAGGCAAUGGCAACGGUAAUGGAGGCAGCCAGAAUGGGACGCCGAAUGGGGUGACGCAGAGUUCCAAACGGGGAGGGGGUGGUAGCAGUGGCUCAACCACUGCUGCAGAACAAGCAGAUCUUCAGAACAUACUGUUGAAGGGAAGCCAAGAUGCAGCCAACAGUCACGAGGCCAGCGGUGAGGAUGAGAUGGAUGCCUCGGAGCCCAUGUACGGCUGUGACAUCUGUGGGGCGGCCUACACCAUGGAAGCUUUGCUGCAGAACCACCGGCUGCGGGACCAUAAUAUCCGCCCAGGCGAGGACGAUGCUUGCUCCCGCAAGAAGAAGGCGGACUUCAUCAAGGGCAACCACAAGUGCAACGUGUGUUCACGGACCUUCUUCUCCGAGAAUGGCCUGAGGGAGCACGCACAGACGCACCGUGGCCCCGCCAAGCACUACAUGUGUCCCAUCUGUGGCGAGCGCUUCCCCUCUCUGCUCACGCUCACCGAGCACAAGGUCACACACAGCAAGAGCUUGGACACUGGCACCUGCCGCAUCUGCAAGAUGCCCCUGCAGAGCGAGGAGGAGUUCAUUGAGCACUGCCAGAUGCAUCCAGACUUGAGGAACUCAUUGACGGGCUUCCGCUGUGUGGUCUGCAUGCAGACUGUCACCUCCACUCUGGAGCUUAAGAUUCAUGGCACCUUCCACAUGCAAAAGCUGUCCUCCAGCAGCGGAGGUGCCGGCUCUGCUGCUUCCUCGCCCAAUGGCCAGUUGCAGGGCCACAAGUUCUAUAAGUGUGCUCUCUGCCUCAAGGAGUUCAAAAGCAAGCAGGACUUGGUCAAGCUGGAUGUCAAUGGGCUGCCUUAUGGCAUAUGUGCUGCGUGCAUCAGUCGGGGGACGAAUGGGCAGUCACCCAGUGGUGGGGGUGCAGGGGCCACCACCCCACAGGAGACUGGUGAGAAGCUGCCGGCUGGACUGCGCUGCCCAGAGUGUGCGGUGAAGUUUGAAACCCUUGAGGACUUGGAGACCCACAUUCAGAUGGAUCAUCCAGAGAUGAGCCCAGAGACCAGCGGGUCAAAGAAAGUGACGGGUGCCUCCCCUGUCCCUAAAAAGAAAACAUAUCAGUGCAUCAAAUGCCAAAUGACCUUCGAGACGGAGCGGGAGAUUCAGAUACACGUCGCAAACCAUAUGAUUGAGGAAGGCAUCAAUCACGAGUGCAAGCUGUGUAACCAGAUGUUUGACUCUCCGGCCAAGCUCCUGUGCCACCUGAUCGAGCACAGUUUCGAGGGCAUGGGCGGCACCUUCAAGUGCCCCGUCUGCUUCACAGUCUUUGUCCAGGCCAGUAAGCUGCAGCAGCACAUCUUUGCCGUCCAUGGUCAGGAGGACAAGAUCUACGACUGCUCCCAGUGUCCGCAGAAGUUCUUCUUCCAGACGGAGCUCCAGAACCACACGUUGAGUCAGCACGCACAGUGAGAUCCGGCCCCGCAGGACGUCCGGCUCAGCCCCGGCCCCCGACGCCACGCAGUGGGGGACGCCCAUUUCAACAUCACAGCCAAUCAAAGUGUCAUUUGCUACUCCCAUGUAAAACUCUUAACGAUUUGGCCACCAGGCGCAGCUAUUAUGAGCAGUGGGAAAUGAAUAUUAAUGGGAGAUAUUAAAAAAGAAAAGGAAAAAGGAGAGAAGGAGGAGGGGGGGAAAGGUAUUCUACGUUCAGUAUUUUUUAUCAUUCAGCUUCCCAGUUGUGCGUUUUUUAACAAAAGAUGAAAAAAGAGAAACGCUUUCUGUCUGAUUUUAGUCUUUAGAAAUGCUUCACUUACCUUGUCCUCUGUUGCUUCAUGUAUCAAGCUCUAGUAAGUGCCAAUUCUUUCCUCUUUCGUCAUAUGUUUUUUAUCCUCUUGUUUUGGCUUUUUGUUUUUUGUACCUUUUAUUUCUUGCAGUAAAUGGUACUUGUGCUGUGUUGUGAUCGCUUGCCAAUCGUAAUAUGUUUU